Messenger RNA from Sebastes umbrosus (honeycomb rockfish), 1936 nucleotides. RefSeq names its product NEDD4 family-interacting protein 1-like. The record is from RefSeq and is a predicted model, not a curated record. Gene Ontology annotation, cellular component: perinuclear region of cytoplasm; endoplasmic reticulum; Golgi apparatus. NCBI's taxonomy places the organism in Eukaryota, Metazoa, Chordata, Actinopteri, Perciformes, Sebastidae. Bases 154 to 846 code for a protein of 230 amino acids. Gene Ontology annotation, biological process: vacuolar transport; positive regulation of protein ubiquitination; ubiquitin-dependent protein catabolic process. The transcript is spliced from 8 exons. Gene Ontology annotation, molecular function: WW domain binding.
GCUGUAGCUUGACGGUCGUGUCUCAGAGCACUGAGCAGUCAAAGGGAGGAAACAGGUCUUCAUUGUGGCGAGGCUUGACUUUAACGUACAGUUUGUACUGUUAUAUAAUCUUCGUUGGGUGUCUCCUCUCUUCUGUUGUUGAUUCAGACCGGGAUGGCGGAACCGAGCGGCAGAUAUCAGCAGCUGCCCAAUGAGGAGGACCCAGAAGAGAGUCCACAGGUAGCAGCUGACGCCCCACCCCCAUACAGCAGCAUCACAGUGGACAAUGCUGCCUACUUUGACUACAAGGAAGACGGGGCUUUCCCCAAGCCUCCAUCAUACAACGUCGCGACUACGCUACCUUCCUAUGACGAAGCAGAAAGAACCAAGGCUGAGACUACUGCUCCUCUCGUAACUGGAAGACAGCCUCAGAACAGGGAACGCCUGGAGACUUUUGACGAUGUAAUUCGCAGUUCACUGGAGGAUGAAGACUUUGUGACCAGAGACGACUUUGAAGACGCCGAUCAGCUGAGGAUAGGAAAUGACGGCAUCUUCAUGCUCACUUUUUUCAUGGCAUUCCUGUUCAACUGGAUUGGUUUCUUCCUGUCUUUCUGUCUGACCACCUCAGCAGCCGGUCGCUACGGGGCCAUCUCAGGCUUUGGGCUUUCCCUCAUCAAAUGGAUCCUCAUAGUCAGGUUCUCCACAUACUUCCCUGGUUACUUUGAUGGACAGUACUGGCUGUGGUGGGUGUUCCUGGUGUUGGGCUUUUUGCUCUUCCUUCGAGGAUUCAUCAACUACGCCAGAAUCCGCAAGAUGGCUGACACCUUCUCCACCCUGCCCCGCACCCGAGUCCUCUUCAUAUACUGAGCUCACAAUCCAUCAUUUUCCAUCACUCCCCCCACCCCUCCCCCACAUUCGGUGAAACAUACUAUCUGGCUUUAUCCAAUCAAAAAAGGGAGAAAAGAACAUUUCCCCCCAUGUGCUUGACAUGAUUUGGACGAUACAUCUAUUGUCCCCUCUUGGUGUAAAAUAGUGAAUGCUGAGAAAAUCUGUAAAACCCUCCAGUUGUUAGUGGUGAACUGUCAAGUGCUAUUUUGCAAUUAUGAAGUGUGUGAUGUAUAAAAUGAAUGCCUUAUUUACUGUUUUACUGUCUGUUGGUAGCAGCAGCAUGAACUGUCCUCCUGUUUAGCCACCAGGGGGCGGUCUUGUUUGUGUUAUAUCAGAUGAAGUCAUAUGUAUAGAGGGAUGGCUCUCAGCCCAGGAGUCAGUGGGUUUUUUGGGGGUUAUGCAUUGAUUUACGCAGUGUGAAAUAAUAUAUUUCAAGUACCAGUUUAAUGUGCUUUUAACCCUUCUGACCAAUUCUUUUGUCCCUUGUGAAAUAGUGUAUAAUUCAGGUAAUACAAGAUUGAAAAACAUUUGCUUUUUGGGUUCAGGGGCUGAUAAAGUUGAGGAUGUAUAGAAGAUCAGGGGCUGGGUUUCCCCUAGAGCAUUUUUUCCUAAUUUAUUUAGAAAUGCUUACACUAGCUGUAAUCAGGAGUGUUGAUUCCUUAUAUAUAUAUAACAUAUAUAUGUCAGCAAAGAGGUAAAGCUGCAGGGAUGUCGCUGCCCUACUCAAAGACACAGUGAUGGGGAUGGAAUAAGCUGAUAUGUGCAAUUCAACCGUUAAAUAAAUGAUUCUGACGCCCUAUCUUAGUCACUGGCAUCCAAUGAUUGGUUUCCAAUGAGGAAAAAAUUAUGAUAUUGCCAGAUGUGAUUUGGAAACCCUGCCCUGUGAAGAACAAGUAAUAUAUUAAUACAGAGCAGAGAUUUUUUUUCUUCUUUGACGUAACAAUGAAAUACUAAAAGAGUCAUUCAUUUUAUGUUUACCCUCAUCCUAGUGGACGUGGAACGAUUAUUUUUUAGAAGAAUUUUAAAUAUCUGGCUUGGAAAAUGUUUGGAAUUAAACUGGAAAAAUCCA